This is a messenger RNA of Saccostrea cuccullata (small rock oyster), 834 nucleotides long. RefSeq names its product von Willebrand factor D and EGF domain-containing protein-like. The transcript is spliced from 5 exons. The annotation marks the transcript as partial. The record is from RefSeq and is a predicted model, not a curated record. Lineage: Eukaryota; Metazoa; Mollusca; Bivalvia; Ostreida; Ostreidae.
ACUAUUACUUUUUUCCUCCUAGGGAAAGAUAUUACUGCUGAACUAUUGGAGAAUAACUCGGAAGAGACCACUAAGUGCUUCCUGCAAGAGUCGGCGUCAAGUUCUACUUUUGAGUACAACCCUUCCCAUACUGCACCAAUUGGAAGCUGGCCUACACCCAGUAAUUUCACUGAAGCGGAGGCAAUGCAGUAUUGCACACAAUUUGUCAGUAACUCUUCCGCUGGAAAUAUGUGUAAGAGUUACAUUUCGUCGACAUACGUAAAUAAUGCCCUACAGGACUGUGUCACCGACAUUAAGCUUACUGAUGAUAAAAGCUGGGCAGAGGAAACCCUUAGAGACAUCCUCUAUCAUUGUAAGAGUGACCUGAUCUACAAAAGUACGCAGUGGGAGACGGUAGAUGGAGAAUGGCGUCCACCGAUGGACAAAUUUGGAAUCAUUUGUCCCAAUGAUUGUAGUGGACAUGGGACAUGCAGAGAAGGGAUAUGUAACUGUGAUGGCGAGGAAUACGUGGGUUAUGAUUGCUCUAUUCCUGCCAUGAGUCCACCAGAGCUUUAUCACAUCCAGGGAUCUUCUACAAUAGAUCUUGAUGAGGGUCCAGUCAAACAACUGUCAGUGUAUGGUGUAGAUUUCGCUAAGGAAGUGAAAACACCUGGUUAUUAUCUGACCAAGGAAAAUAUUUACUGCCCAUGGGCUAAUAUCACAGGGAGCAGUUUUCGUUUGUCUGUUAGUAACAAUGGAGUCAACACCAGCAGAAACCAACUAAAUCUAGAAGUACUUCACUCGGUUUGUCAACUCUGUUUCUUUAUGGGUGCAGAAAUGGCUUGCCAGAACCGG